AUGAAUUGGAAAGACAGAAAUACCUUCUGUAUUAAUUUGAUUGAAGGUUUUCUUUUUUCUCGUAAGAGAUAUCUAGUGAUUUCAGGUUCUUAUUCUGGUUAUUACAUCAUUCCUGGUCAGAUGCCGUACGAUGGAUACCAUGAUUUACAUCUUCCACAUGACCCACCUUUAUACCCUACAUUAAGAAAAGUGCCAAAAACGUCGUUUUCGUGUGAAUCUCGAUCUGCUGGUUAUUAUGCGGAUAUUGAAGCGGUGUGCCAAGCUUAUCACGUGUGUAAUGAUAAGAAAAAAAUCGUCGCAUCGUUUCUUUGCACCAAUGGAACGCUAUUUAAUGAACAAUUCCAAGUUUGUGAUCAAUUUUAUAAUGUUAGGUGUGGAUCGAAAUAUUUAGACUUAUUUUAA
This is a messenger RNA of Onthophagus taurus, 402 nucleotides long. The record is from RefSeq and is a predicted model, not a curated record. Lineage: Eukaryota; Metazoa; Arthropoda; Insecta; Coleoptera; Scarabaeidae.